AUGACCAUACCUACAGAAAGCGAAUUCCGAGCGCGCGGUCUCGUCAAUGUCGUUGUCGACAACUCUCCGCCCAAUAGCUCGACGACAUUCGAGGCCAUCCACCGUAGCGUCUCAUCCAACCCCCGGAAACAGGUCCAGGACGAGUGGGUGACGGGGUGGGCUAGUCUGGACCCCACGUACGAGUAUCCACUCCUCGACGACAGAAGACUAGAUGGUCGUGUCCGCUUCAGCUUUUGUCCAAACGAUGACGCGUCCGUGCUAUCCUCCUUUAGACGCCAAUCACAGAUCAAGGCUCUCGACACCGUCCCCUACACUCUCGGCCGGCCUGGUGUCGCCUCGUCGCCGACUCUAUCACCGACUCACGAGGAGGGUUUUCCGCGCCGCUACCGCCCACCAAGCCACGUGAUCGCGUGGUGGGAAGACGAUCUGGGGUACUGGCUGGUCGAAGAGAGCCCAGGAACGACCAACACUUCGUUUACUGAUUCUUGGAGCAUGAUCGUCGGUGCCGAUUGGCCGCAGUUCGCCGAGGUCAGCAAGGUCAAUUGCAACGGUUCAGCCUCUUCUACAUCAGAGCCUUCGAUGCUGCGGUGGGCGGACGCGUGUGACCUUCUCCUCCAGACUGUUAUCUGCCUUCAAGCUCUACACGACCGACAUAUCUCGCUGAACUGGUGCCAUCCCAACGUAUUUGGCAUCAGUCACGAUGGGACCGUCGUCGUGAAUCGACUGUGGGAGGCGACGGCGUUGCCAGGGCUGCAGGUCGGCAUGCAACUUACGCAGAUCCUCUCUCAGUGCUCUCUCUUUACCCGUGACCCUAUUCACCACAACUCGACAUACCUGAGCGAAGGGUACAUAUUCCGCCACCUGCGUUACCUUGCGCCAGAAGCAGCCAUCUCACGACGGGUAUCUGCUGGCAAUGACAUAUACAGCUGGGGCGUCCUCGCAUACGAACUUCUCACUGGCACGACUGUCGAUGGCGGGCCAGACUCGCCUGAUCUCGCCGACAUAGACUUCCUCGCCGACGUCCACAGACACAUCACGACCGAUAUCAUUACUCCACACGACUACCUCCAGCGCGUCAUUGCGUUGGGCGCGACUGUCGAGAUGCCACCAAAGCAGCUGUCCGACAUCAUCAUGCUGUCUCUCGCCAAGGACCCUGAGGACCGCUACCAGAACCUGGACACGCUCGCUUACGACCUGCGUAAGCUCUCGCAGAUCUGUCGCACCAACGGCGACCUUACCAAGUUUGCUGUCGGCGAAGUCGACCAUAUGAGUCGCUUUAGUCUGCCGCUGACUGUCAUCGAGCGAGGCGCCGAGCUGGAGGCCCUGGACGUCGCGUUUGCCGCCGUCGCGAACGGCAGUGCGUCGAGCCGUGUGAUUAACAUCUGGGGCCAAAGUGGGAACGGCAAGUCGCGGCUGGUUGAUGAGUGGUCCGCUAAGCUCGAAGCGGAUGACUUGGGAGCGAGGUGUCUCGUUGGGCACGCCAAGCCCGACGAACACAUCCGGAAACCUCUCACGAGUUUCGUGCAGAUCUUCCAGUCCCUCCUGGAUCGGGUGUUGACGGACCCGCGGGAGAACGGCAAAGUAUGGUUAGAUCGGAUCAAGUCGGCGCUCGCGGGAAGAUGGGCGUUCUUCGUUUCCCUGCUAUCUGUGGAGUCUCACCGGCUUCUUAAAGAGGACGAUUCUGUUCCAAUAGCCCCAAAGAUCGAGGGAGAGAAGUUUAUCUCGGCAUUCAAAUCGUGGUCGAGGCAGUUCUUGCAGCUGUUUGCAACCAAAUUGCGACCACUGGUGCUGGUUAUCGACGACAUCCAGUGGCUCCCCCAGAACGAGGUGGACAUCUGGCGACAGGUUAUCGACGGCCCGUAUCCGCUCAAUCACGUCAUAGUCGUGUCUAUAACUGGAAGCGCGACGCCAGUGCCUCCUCCAGCCAGCGUACUUUUUUCGGCCAGCUCAAGCCUUGAAGUCAAGCGCCUCACAGAAGAAGGCGUUGUGGCGUACAUCGACAAGUGUCUAAACGGUCGGGUUGCGACAUCGGGGCUGGCUAUAGCUAGCUUCCUAUAUGGGGAGACGGCAGGGAGUCCGCUGUUCCUGCGAACGCUCAUGACGACGCUUCUCAAGGAGCAAGUCGUAGCAUUUGACUUUGACAGCUUGCAGUGGCGCUUCGACCUCGUGACGUUGCAGUCGCACCUGUCGGACGCCAGCUUCGACUCAUACCUCGAGAACGUUAUGCGCAGAUUUCCUCCAGAGGUGCAGGAGCUGUUGAAGAUCUUGUCAUAUCUGCCUUCGGCUGGUUUCCCUCUCAAAAAGUUGUCCAAAGGCUUGGGCAAACCCGUGCGAGAUCUGGAGAGCCUCAUGCAGGUGUGUGCGGCAAUAGGAGUACUGGCUCUGCAACCAGACCACUUCUGCUUCACACAUGAGCGGCAAAGGCAAGCGGCCCAGCGCCUCGCUCUUAGCACCGAGGGUGCGGCCCUGCAGCGACGCGUGUUCGAGUUCCUCACUAAGGAGGACCUUGUUAAUGACUACCUGUACGAUGCGGUUGAGCUCGCUGUGUCAGCCCACUCUCGUGGUUCAGACAUCGCGAAGUCGGACGCCCUUGUGUCUCUUCUCUUGGACGCAACAGCGCGCGCGAUGCAGCACGCCAAUUUCACCGCCGCUUGCCACUUUGUGACCACUGCGACAGACAUUGUUGAGGGCACCGAAGGCCUCGCAUCGUGGCUCAAGUCGCACCGCGAGCUCUGCUUCCGAUACGUCCGACUAUCGGCAGAGGUAUCGAGCGUCUUCCACGACCACGCCGCGACGUUUGCGGCGCUCAACACCCUCAAGCCGCUCUGCGAGACGCCGGCUGAGAGCAUCUCCGUCGCCACCCUUCUCGUCAGACAGUUGAUCGCCGCCAACCGAACUCAAGACGCGAUGGACGUAUUGUUCGAAACCUUCGACGAGUUUGGGUACAACCCAGACAACCCACACGUGGUCAGUCUGUGGCAGCCUGAGUCGGUUGCCGACGUGGAAGAGUUCGAGAGAGAGCUCAAAAACGGGCCCACUAUUGGUGGGGACGACCACGAUGACGACCACGACGACGACCAUGUCCUUAUAAUGUCGCUUAUUGGAUACGCUGGCCCGACUAUUUACAUAACGCAGCCCGAGCGCCGCUCCUCAGUGUUCCGCCUCGGCGUAAGCGUUGCAAAGGCGCUGGGCAAGCUCCACGACUCGACCGCCCUUGUUCUCGCCAUGCACUCAAUCUGCAUAUCACAUGCACCGAUCCAGAACGCCCUCAGGGCAUUAUCCCUGCGAAUCACGGAGAUGCGUUCCAACAGUCUUCUCACGAACUCUGCCCUCAUAGCGCUUGGUGCACAGUCGCAUUGCUUCAUGGGCUUCGAGAGAGUUCAGGAUAUCAUGAACAUCGCAUUCGACGGCUCCGUUGCCCUCGCAGAUUACGAGGUGGCAGCGUAUGUCGUCUCGCUUGAUCUCCUUACACGGCUGUUCUCAAAGAUUCCCGUCAUGUGGGAGGUGGUGACAAGACGCUGGGAGCUGGUCAAGCCGUACUCGACGACUUCGCACCACCUCCUCGUCAACCUGCCUCACCAGUACGCAGAGUGUCUGGCGCGACCCCAACGUGACGCUCCGUGGGAAAUGGACGGCGAUUUCUUCGGCCGCGGUGACUUCAGCUCCGUGCAGAACCCGAGAAUGCAUGUCGGCACAUACGAUGUCCUGGCGUUACGACUCCAUCUGCUGUACGACGCCCCACCCAAACUCCUGCUACAAAUGCUCAACCGGGGUCGAAAGACCAUCCCUUCGAACGAGGGUCUCACGACCGGAAGUGAGAUGCAUUGGCUCCUCGCUUUGGCGGCACUGCGGACGGGCACCAACCUGGACCUGCUGGAGACGGGGCGUGAGUUCCUCGCGACCUAUGCGCCCUACUCGCCGGACCUCAAAGCUCGACUUGAGCUCCUCAACAUGUAUGAACGACUGAGCCAAGACCCUUUCGAGGCGCUGAAAGAUGCUGAAGCGACGAUCGAGCGCUUUGAAGACGACGACCAGAUGCUCCUUUCUGGCCUGCUCAACUUCUACACGGCUGACUUGUUGAUCAAAUGUACAGGCUCACCCAAACUCGCAGCUGGGUUCAUCGGUGCUGCGUUUAGGGCGUACAAGAUUUACCAGGCGGCAGGACUGUGUGAGAUGCUGCGCGACCGUUACCCAAUACACUGCCCCCCGACACCGGUCACUCCACGAGGUCCCUCCGACUUUUUGGCUGUUGAUGUGGUCCCACCUCCGCUGAGGCGAGAGUCACUGGCCGUGUCCGUCUCGGCGUUGACGAACAGCGACUCGACUGUGGUCUCACGGACCAACGACGACCCCACCACCAUAGAGGCGUCGACUGCGUUUACGGACAACAACCUGGACACACUUGCACUAAUGCGGUCGUCGCUGGCACUGGCGCAAGAAAAGGACUCGCUGGUGCUUCUCUGCACCCUGCUGCGCAUCCUAUGCCAGUUUGCCCGCUGCGACUAUGCCGCCAUCGCGCUGAGCGAUGAGGACGACAAGUCCACACUCCGCCUCAAGGCAGCGGGCCCAUUCCAGCGCAUAACGUCAUACGACCUAGACGCCAGUGAUGAUGCCGCCCAGACGGUGUGUCCUACGUCCAUCAUGUUACAUGUCGCGCGCACAGGCAUCCCCAUCACUAAACCUGCCAAAGCAUCGCGUCUGCGCAAUGACCCCUUCUACAACGGUCGCCAGCCGCGCACUCUAUUGUGCCUCCCAAUCAUCAACCAGGGCGGCCAAUCUGGCGUAAUCUUGCUCCUGUCGAUGUCGUCAACGAGUGCUGCCGUUCAGUCGGAGUCAACUCGCGAGGUCGUCUCCACCCUUGCGACCUUUGCGCACAUCAUUCACACGCACCACGUCUGCACAUCGCGUCUCAAGACCGAAGUCACGAUGAGGACACGUGAACUAAGCAACGCCCUUCAGGCGAAGACACAAUUCCUGUCACAAUGCUCUCACGAGCUCCGCUCGCCGUUAGCCGCGAUCAUGGGACUGGCAAGCGUGCUGGAAACGAGUUCGGGUCUGACGGCUGUCCAGCAAGAGCACCUGCAGACUAUUAUUGCCAGUGGCCAGGACCUCCUCGCUCUCAUCUCGAACAUCCUUGAUCACUCCAAGCUCGAGUCAAACUCGGUGCAGCUCGAGAGCAUUCCGUUCUCCGUGCGCGAGGUAGUUGAAGGUGCGCUCGACAUCAUCGCGCCGGUGGCCCAGAGCAAGAACGUUGAGCUUACGGUGCUAACGACACUCUUGUCGGAUCCGCCGGGCGUGAUUGGUGAUCCGUUCCGUGUAAAGCAGGUUCUGUUGAACCUGCUUUCUAACGCCGUCAAAUUCACGCCGCCAGGCCAAGCGGGCCGUCGCACCGCCCGCGUCACUGUUGAGCGGACGUGGGAGGACCUGGGUGACGGGUGUAUCAAGGUCGCUCUCACUGUUGCCGACACUGGCGUGGGCAUCCCAUCUUCCAAACUGCACAAGCUCUUUAAAAGCUUUUCACAGGUCGACGAGUCAAUCACCAGGUCUUACGGUGGUUCGGGGCUGGGCCUCGUUAUCUCGCGUGACCUGGCACGUCUCCUUGGUGGUGACUGCACGGUCGAGUCCGAGUUCGGUAAAGGAUCAACGUUCACCUUCACCUUCGUGACCCAGCGAGACUCGUCGUGGCAGCCAACUAAGUUGCGGCGUUUCGACACGACCCAGGAUGUCUUCAUUCUCUCAGGAGGUGACAUGAUGUGGGGACACGUGCUUGAGGAGGACCUCAAAGAGUUCAACUGUCGCCCGACGUGGUUCACCGAGCCGUUACCUAUGGCCUUGACGCCCGGCCAUCCCAUCGGUUUCAACAGCGGAAGGCAUUACCAGAGCAUCAUUCUCGACACGAGCUUGAUCGAGCCUAAGACGAUCAGCGAGAUUAAGAGACUGCAGCCCAACGCCAAGAUCAUCUAUGUGGCCAAGGCGACACAGAUCUCGCACGAGAUGGAGCGUCUGAACUUUGGGCGUGAUGAGAUCCUCGCACGCCCCCUCAAGUUCAACAGCCUGUACAAGAUGAUAAUCCCGGCGCCAGAGGACAAGAACAAGAGGCACCCACCGCGGUCCAAGCAGAAGAUCAACCGCAGCCUUGCGAAGGAAAAGCCGCUCGACGUGCUCGUGGUCGACGACUCGCCGGUCAACGUCGCGGUGUGCCGCCGCAUCCUUGAGCUCUACGGAUACAAGGAGGCUGACGCUGCGAGUGACGGUAUGCAAGCGGUCGAGAUGUCCGAGAAGCGCCGAUACGACCUGAUCCUACUGGAUCUUCAAAUGCCCAUCCUCGACGGCUUUGGCGCGCUCAAACGCAUCCGCGACAGUCCACUGGCGGGCGAGCCGUGCGUCGUAUCCCUCAGUGCCAACGUCGACAAGGCGACACAGAAUCGCUGCACGGAGGCGGGCUUCUUCGCCGUCCUAAACAAGCCGGUCGACAUUCCUCGUCUCGGCGAGUUGCUCGAGGAGGUGUGGGAGACGCGCCAAAAAGCGCUCCAAUAA
Molecule: messenger RNA, 6537 nt
Organism: Cutaneotrichosporon cavernicola
Lineage: Eukaryota; Fungi; Basidiomycota; Tremellomycetes; Trichosporonales; Trichosporonaceae
Exons: 9
Coding region: 1-6537 (2178 amino acids)
Biological process (GO): phosphorylation; phosphorelay signal transduction system
Molecular function (GO): protein binding; phosphorelay sensor kinase activity
Source: RefSeq, a predicted model, not a curated record